This is a messenger RNA of Drosophila willistoni, 444 nucleotides long. RefSeq names its product outer dense fiber protein 3-like protein 2. Bases 112 to 351 code for a protein of 79 amino acids. Lineage: Eukaryota; Metazoa; Arthropoda; Insecta; Diptera; Drosophilidae. The record is from RefSeq and is a predicted model, not a curated record. The transcript is spliced from 2 exons.
GGAUAAAUUUUCUCAUUCAAUACGAACAGUUCAUCCGGCAAACAACUCUCUCAGUUCCAAAAUUUUUAUUUUUUAAGUUUCCAAAAAGUUAUUUUCCCCUCACUUACAAAAAUGGCACCAAAAAAAGAUGGACCUGGACCUGGAGCGUAUAUGCUGCCAAGUACUAUUGGAUACGCGAAAACGGAUUACAGAAAGACUCGCAGCCCGCGUUAUUCAUUCGGACUAAGGAGUCAGAGCUCAUAUGAGGAAGAUGGACCUGGACCAGCAGCAUAUAAACUUGGAAGCGUUACACGUUAUGGCAAAGCAACAAAUUUGAAGUUUUCCAUGCUGCAUCGUGGUGAACUCGAAUAGUCCAAAUGGUUAACCAGUGGUUAAUUCCAGUAAUAUAAAUUGAUUUAUGGUCAGAUUUGGAGUACAAAAAUAAAACACUAAACAGAACUGCAA